Acanthocheilonema viteae is the source of this 2841-nucleotide messenger RNA. NCBI's taxonomy places the organism in Eukaryota, Metazoa, Nematoda, Chromadorea, Rhabditida, Onchocercidae. The record is from the annotation of a GenBank genome assembly.
AUGAAUGGAUCAGAUGAAGAAGGACAUGACACUCAUCAGCAUGGGCCUCCACAAACCAUGAAAAUAGCUAUUGGGAAGUAUUAUAAACAAUUACUAGUUGGUUGCGGACGGUCAUACUGUUCCAACGAGAACUGUGCAUCGUCUGGAAAACUACCCAAAUUGACAAGUAAUGAAGCCGCAGCUCGAGCAAUUAUCUGUUUGCGAGAUAAGGCGCAAUUAUGCGAGCCACUUCCGGAAUUUUUGACGAUGGAGACAACAGAUCCACAGGAAUCACUAAAUGAAGAAACAGUGAAAAAAUUGCUAGAGAAAUGUCGAGCAAAGGAUGAUUGGUAUUGUAUAAGAAGUUAUCUGGAAAGUACAUUAGGCAACCGUAUAACGUUACUCAAUUCAUUCCGCAAUAAUAAUUUUCGGACACAACUAGAUGGGAAUUCAGUCGAUUCUGGAGUAAUAGGUGCAUCAACCGAACAACAAUCAGUUUCACAACGGAAACGAAGAGCACAGGCCGAUGUAGAUAAUACAGAACUGCAGUUGGAAAUUAAAGCAGAUACUUGUUCUACCACUGUUAACUGCGGAGAGAAAGAAACGGAAGAAAAGAUAGAUCGAAAGUACAGUCGUGGAGAAAGGACAAUCAGUGAAUUAGCAUUAGAUGUAACUCAAUCUUCUCAUUCAGAUACCUCCACUGAAAUGUCACUUUCUCGUACGUUAGGAAAUGAACUUACAAGAUCAGCAUCUGAUUCAAGUAGCAUGCAAUAUGCAAACAAUACAUCUCGAAGAAACUGCAAUCAUUAUGGAUGGAUAAAUGAGGAGAAAACUGCACACUCAGUGGAAGAGAUUUCAAAAAUCAUUGCACAGCUACAGGAAGGAAAAUCACCAACUGAUAUGGAUGCAGCACGACAUUGUUUUCGUUUGCUUUUCAUCGAAACAAGUGAGCAUAAGCAUUAUUUGAAUGCUGCAAUGGGUGCAGUAGCUCAGCUUUGCAGCAUCAUUGAUUUCCAGUUGCAAUAUGAACGAGCCUGGGAGCGUGAUCCAGCUGGUAUUACACACGUCAUAUGUUUAAUGUUCGAAUUACCAUUUAUCCAGUGGCUUGAAUUUAUUGAAGUAGGCUUCACACCACUGUGUAAAAUGUGUUCCAAUUUAUCAGAAGAAGGCCAAAUGGCACUGGCAUCAGUAUGGGCUAGUUUUGGAUCCCAGUGGAUACAAGAACGUAUUAACCUUAUGCAGCAGGCAAUUACUCUUCGUGUUUUAACUGUAAUUGAUGCGGUUGGAAGCUUGCCACUUUUUACCGAUCGGAUUGAACCUUUACCAGCUGCGAUUCAAGCCUUGUCUCUAUUAUAUAAGGCAACUUUAAUCAGAUCUAAAUACGAUAUGAUUUUGCCUUGGGGUAAUGGGAUGGAUUCACGGGAAAAUAACAGGCAGCAAAAUUUUUCGUCAUUUCUUGAGGCGUUUACUUAUAAUGGAAUUGAACUAGACGAAGAAGAGGAAAUCCGGUUAUCAAAGGAGGUGCCGAUUGAUGCAUGGCUAGUAACGAAAACAUGUUUACCCUUAACAGAAUUGAUGAAUUCAACGUUGAGUGAUAACAUUUCAGUUCAGGAUGAUUUCGUUGCAUAUAAGUCGUACGAGAGUGGACAUGCAUUUUCGGUGAUGCCUGAAUAUUCAUUCAUAUUAACAACCGAAGUGAAACAACGUUUCCUUUAUCUAAAUAAUCGAAUUCGUCAGAGAACUGAACGUCGACAAGCAUUGGCUGAUGCUAUAACAUUUGGUGUCUCGAUGGAACCGUAUUUGAAGUUAAACAUUCGUCGUGAUAAUAUUAUAAGGGAUGCUUUAGAUAGCCUUGCUGCAAUUGCUAUGGACAAUUCAGCUAACUUCAAAAAGCAACUUCGGAUCCAAUUUGAUGGUGAACAAGCAGUAGACGAGGGAGGUGUGUCAAAAGAGUUCUAUCAGCUAAUAACUGACCAAUUAUUUUGUCCUGAUUAUGGAAUGUUCAUUUUAAAUGAAAAAACGGGUUUGUAUUGGUUCAAUUCCCAAUGCAACUUUUGUGAUGAUGAAUUCGGAUUAAUCGGACUGUUAUUUGGACUAGCUAUAUAUAAUAACAUUCUUAUUGAUGUGCGUUUUCCGACAUUGGUCUAUGUGAAAUUACUUGCAAGACCAGCCGUUUUUGACGAACUUGCUCAAAUUGAUCCGGAAUUAUACAAUGGAUUAAGACAAUUGCUUGAAUGUAAUGAUGACGUGGAAAAUAUUUACAAUUACACAUUUCAAAUUUCAUACAAAGAUGUUUACGGUUGUAACCAUGAUGAGGAGCUAAUGCCAAAUGGUGCAAAUAUACCAGUAACACUCGCUAAUAAAAAGGAAUUUGUAGCUUGCUAUGCUGAUUUUUUGUUAAAUCGUUCGGUAAAACGACAGUUUGAUGCGUUUAGUAUGGGUUUUAACAAAGUAGCUAACCGUGGAUUGUUAAGGAGAUUAUUUAUGCCUGAUGAAGUUGAACAAUUAGUUUGUGGUGUACUUGAUUUGGAUUUUGACAUACUUGCACAAUGUACAAAAUAUCAGAACGGUUUUACUGAAACCAGUCAAACAGUAAAGGAUUUCUGGACAGUGGCAAAGGCAAUGAGUACGGAAGAAAAGAAAAUGUUACUUCAGUUCAUCACGGGUUCCGAUAGAGUCCCUGUAGGGGGCUUGGCAAAAUUAGAAGUCAUUAUUGCUCGGAAUGGUGAUAAUAAGGAAAGACUGCCAACAGCUCAUACCUGCUAUAACGUAAUGUUAUUACCCGACUAUGGAGAUCUUGAAAUAACAAGAGAGCGUAUUACCAAAGCAAUUAGCUAUAGCCGUGGAUUUGGUUUGCAGUAA